Molecule: messenger RNA, 1025 nt
Organism: Daktulosphaira vitifoliae (grape phylloxera)
Lineage: Eukaryota; Metazoa; Arthropoda; Insecta; Hemiptera; Phylloxeridae
Exons: 10
Coding region: 67-831 (254 amino acids)
Source: RefSeq, a predicted model, not a curated record
UUUAUUCAUUUUAACUAAGUUAAUUUAAUUUUAAAGGUCAAUUUUUUACGUCAAAAAAAAAAAAAAAUGUAUAACAAUAAAAUGAAUCUGAUAAGCACUUUAUUGCUUUUGUUGAGUUUGUACGUUGUACACAUAUGUCCUGCUUGUGAUCAAAUACAAGAGGAGGAUUCAACAAAUUUAUUACAUAGACUUAUAACAUUAAUUAAUAAAAACAAUGGUUUACUACAGUAUUUACUAAAUCAAUAUGAUAUGCACUAUGUCUUUCACGUUCGAUUCCGACAAUAUAGUUAUAGUGAUAUAGCAAAUUUAUUUCUAAGGAAAGAUUUUGAAUUAUUUCCAAAAGAUAAAAAUGAAUUUAUUAAAGAAGUAUCCGAACACAUUGAAACUGAAGAACAUAUCGAAACUUUAUAUGAAAAUUUAGCAAGUGGUCGUCCAUCAAGUUCAAAUGUUGAUGUAUAUAACCCAUCACUGAAUUACAAUUUAGUCGCAAAAGAACGAAAACAAAUUAUGAAAAAAAUAUUUAUUAAGUUCUUUCGAAGAAAUUUAACAAAUCAUCAUAUGUGUAAUGAAAAUGUCCCAAAUGAUGAUAUUAAAUGUAAGUUUGUUGGCUUGGUUCUAUCUACCGAAAACCAUGUAAUUGAUUGGGUGUACUCUCCACACUGCGUUGGAAAAAUAUGUCAUCUCAGGCCUCGUGACCGUUCAGGUUAUCUCAUAGAUGUAUGCGACCCGGGCGAGUUUAAAGAAAGAAAAGUGAAUAAUCCAAAAAAAGGCAUGAAAGACAGUGUGAUUGAAAUGAAAUCAAAUAAAUUCAGAGGAUAUUUAGAUUGGUGAUAAAAUAAAAAAAAAAUUACAAUUUACAAUUUUAUUUAAAAUGCUCAUAAAAAUUGAAUAAAUCAAUAAUUUUAAAUUAUCAUAUAUAAUUAAACAAUUUUUAAUUUAAAAUAAUAAAACAUAAAAACUGACAUUUUUAACAAACAAUAUGAAAGAAAUUUUAAAAAUAAAGGUCUUGUUUUUUAAUUAUUAAU